Messenger RNA from Sycon ciliatum, 2597 nucleotides. Its product is annotated as P-selectin-like. NCBI's taxonomy places the organism in Eukaryota, Metazoa, Porifera, Calcarea, Leucosolenida, Sycettidae. The record is from RefSeq and is a predicted model, not a curated record. Bases 1 to 2448 code for a protein of 815 amino acids. The transcript is spliced from 11 exons.
AUGAUCGGAGAGCACUAUUACUGGCUCCGGCGGGCAGUGUCGGUGCUAGUUGGCGCUGGUGCUGCUUCUCUUGCUGGUGGCGAGUGGAGCGCCGGUGCUGUGAUAUCCUGCGCUUUACCCAGCCCACCUUCCAAUGGUUUAAUUGUUAGCAGUUCUACUUCUCCUAAUGGUGUGACCGUCUUUGCCUGCAAUAAAGGUUAUAAACUGAUGGGCAGCAGUGUCACUGUAUGUUUAACGAAUGGAAAUUUAUCAAACCCAGCGCCAACAUGUGCAAGAGUCUCUUGUUCACUUUUGACACAUCCAAGAAAUGGUUCGGUCUCCCCAGGAGAUGACAACUUCGAAACGAUUAGAAACUACACUUGUAACGACGGAUUCAAAUUGGUUGGUUUUGCUAUAACUACAUGUCUCUUUAAUGGAAUUUGGUCUUCACCUCAACCAACUUGCCAACUCAUCACAUGUCCAGCUACUCCGUUGAUUGCUAAUGGUUACUUCAACACCGCGCCUUCUAGUUUUACGAUUGGAGGCACAGCAAACACAAUAUGCCUUCCAGGAUAUCAGCGAACAGGAGCAGCAGUAAUCACCUGUGACAGUAGUGGACAAUGGCCUACCCGUGAUUCUCUUCCAUCAUGCAAAUUGAUAUCCUGCGCUUUACCCAGCCCACCUUCCAAUGGUUCAAUUGUUAGCAGCUCUACUUCUCCUAAUGGUGUGACCAUCUUUGCCUGCAACAAAGGCUAUAUACUGACGGGCAGCAGUGUCGCUGUAUGUUUGACGAAUGGAAAUUUAUCAAACCCAGCGCCGACAUGUGCAAGAGUUUCUUGUUCAUUUUUGGCACAUCCACAAAAUGGUUCAGUCUCACCCGGAGAUAACAACUUCGAAGCAAUGCGAAACUUUACUUGUAACGAAGGAUUCAAAUUGGUUGGUUUUGCCACAAUUACAUGUCUUCUGCAAGGAGUUUGGUCUGCACCUCAGCCAACUUGCCAACGAGUCACUUGCUCAUUUUUGACGCAUCCACAAAAUGGUUCAGUCUCGCCUGGAGAUAACAACUUCGAAGCAAUUCGAAACUUUACUUGUAAUGAAGGAUUCGAAUUGGUUGGUUUUGCCACAAUUACAUGUCUUCUGCAAGGAGUUUGGUCUGCUUCUCAGCCAAUUUGCCAACGAGUCUCUUGUCCGCUUUUGACACAUGAUCAAAAUGGUUCCGUCUCGCCCGGACAUAACAGUUUCAAAGCAAUUAGAAACUACACUUGUGAUGAAGGAUUCAAAUUGGUUGGUUUUGCCACAAUUACGUGUCUUCUGCAAGGAGUUUGGUCUGCACCUCAGCCAACUUGCCAACGAGUCUCUUGUUCAUUUUUGACACAUCCAAGAAAUGGUUCAGUCUCGCCUGGAGAUAACGGAUUCGAAGCAAUCCGAAACUUCACUUGUAAUGAAGGAUUCAACUUGGUUGGUGUCGCCACUAUAACAUGUCUUCUGCAAGGAGUUUGGUCUGCACCUCAGCCAACUUGCCAACCUAUAGAAACAUGCCCAGCCCUGCGGUUUGAGAACGGAAUUACUCCCACAACCAUCACUAGAGCUGGACAUGUUGUGAAAGUUGAAUGCAAUGUUGGAUACCAAAUCAACGGUAGUAGCUCCAUUAUCUGUCUCUCGAAUGGACAAUGGUCAGGGACUCCACAUUGCACUGGUAUUCCAACGGCUGCUGCCUUGACGGAAACUACCUGGCUUGGACAAUCAAGCAGUAGGGCCAUGAUUAUAGUGGUUUCAGUGCUCAGUUUGCUUCUGCUAUCGAUGCUCAUUGCCUGGGGACUAAGUUCAUCAAAUCCUAAGAAUGUACCCACCACCUGCACUGCUCAUCGGCCCAACGAAGGCGCCCAUCGAUACGAAAAUCAAUUUAAUGUGGCAAACUCCUCUCUCUCCCUGAUGACUGACACAACAAGUGUUGAAGACACCUGGAACAAUGGACCAACUAAUAGGACAUACGGGGAAGUAAUGCGAUUCCAAAAUGAAUAUAAGGUGGCCAACUCCUCUCUCUCUCCGAUCAUUGACACAAAAAAUGUUGCAGAUUGUGAAGACACCUACGACAAUGACCAACCUGAUUGGACGUACGCAUUGGAAGUACCGCAAUACCAAAAUAAAUUUAGGAACCGCUCUGUCUCCCUGACUACUGACACAAACAGCAUUGCGGAUAGUGAAGACACCUACGACAAUGACCAACCUAGUAGGACGUACGAGACGAAAGUAGAGCAUAGAAGGAUGGAUUCCUCAGAUGUUGCAGAAUGGAGCGAGACACCGACAAUGUUUUAUGCUGAGAUGUGCGCUGACCGGGAAGGAAAGGAGGUCGAGAAGCAGGUAUCAUCCCAUAGACUGGGCGAUGCUUUCUCGGAAUUGGGUGCAGACAAGUCUUGUGUUGUUUCUCCUGCGAUCAAUUACAGAGAUAUUUAUCAGGCACUUGUUUGAGGAAUCUGACGAUUUUACACGUGCAUGACAUCAUUAAUUUGAGGAUACAUGUACAUGUACCAGUAAAGCCAUUUAUGAGAUGAACCCUGUUUUGUGGUAACAUGUGCCAGUAUGUAGUGUUAGCUGUAGUCCGCUCCUAUCCUGUGAUG